AUGACAAAGUUUCCAAACAUCCAGAUACGCGAUGCUCAAUUCCCGUGUGACAAGGAGGUAGUGGGGCAGCUCUUCAAGGCAUACGCACAGUCAUUGCCUGUCAGCCUCGACUUCCAGAAUUUCGACCACGAACUGGCGGAAUUGCCCGGAAAGUAUGCAUCGCAAAAAGGAGGGGCGCUGUGGCUACUUUGCUCCUCAGCAGGGAACGGAGGUGCCGCGGCAAUGCCGACUGAAGGCAAGAAGGCCGGCUUCAGCACCGCAAGACAGGAUGAACAGGCUAUAGGAUGCAUAGCUAUCCGACCAUUCUUUACGACGCCUACCACCACUGCAUCUGCGACAUUGCUAGCACAUUCAACAUCACCGCCCACCAAAACAUGCGAGCUCAAGCGACUCUAUCUGGCACCAGAAACGCGGGGUCUGGGUCUUAGCAAGCCAUUGAUGGAAGCUGCAAUCUCGCACGCGAGAAAGCUGGGUUAUAAGGAGAUGCUGCUCGACACGCUACGAAACAUGACGACCGCGAGAAAGAUAUAUGAGGGCUAUGGAUUUGAAGAGGUCGAUAGCUAUUACGAGAACCCGAACGAUGCUGUGUUCUAUCGCCUGAAGCUCUAA
Messenger RNA from Alternaria burnsii, 609 nucleotides. Its product is annotated as acyl-n-acyltransferase. The record is from RefSeq and is a predicted model, not a curated record. Lineage: Eukaryota; Fungi; Ascomycota; Dothideomycetes; Pleosporales; Pleosporaceae. The coding region runs from base 1 to 609 and encodes 202 amino acids. The transcript has a single exon. Gene Ontology annotation, molecular function: acyltransferase activity, transferring groups other than amino-acyl groups.